Molecule: messenger RNA, 1673 nt
Organism: Topomyia yanbarensis
Lineage: Eukaryota; Metazoa; Arthropoda; Insecta; Diptera; Culicidae
Product: alpha-actinin, sarcomeric
Exons: 3
Biological process (GO): actin cytoskeleton organization; muscle cell development
Cellular component (GO): cell projection; cell junction; cortical actin cytoskeleton
Molecular function (GO): actin filament binding; calcium ion binding
Source: RefSeq, a predicted model, not a curated record
CAUGACAUUGUGGAUUUAUAUACAUUAUCUUUCAGUUCAUUGGAAUAUUAUGAUUGUGCUUCGGUGAAUGCACGUUGUCAGCGUAUCUGCGAUCAAUGGGAUCGAUUGGGAGCGCUAACACAGCAUCGACGACAGGGUCUGGAUGAAGCAGAACGCAUUCUGGAAAAGAUAGAUCUAUUACAUCUGGAGUUCGCAAAACGUGCCGCACCAUUUAAUAAUUGGUUGGAUGGCGCCCGCGAAGAUCUCGUGGACAUGUUUAUCGUGCAUACAAUGGAAGAAAUUCAAGGGCUUAUUCAAGCUCAUGAUCAGUUCAAGGCAACUCUUGGAGAGGCGGAUAAAGAGUUCAACGUUAUCGUUGGAUUGGUAAGUGACGCUGACUCUAUCGUCAAGCAAGAACAUGUGCCCGGUGGAUUGAUAAAUCCUUACUCUACUUUAACGGCUGAAACUAUCAGCAGAAAAUGGUCGGAAGUCCGCGCACUAGUACCGCAACGAGAUCAAACUUUAGCCAACGAAUUACGCAAGCAGCAAAACAAUGAAAUGUUGCGCAGACAGUUUGCCGAAAAGGCCAACACUGUCGGACCGUGGAUUGAGCGCCAAAUGGAUGCAGUUUCAGCUAUUGGAAUGGGUAUAUCUGGUUCACUCGAAGAGCAACUUCAUUGUUUGAAGGAAUACGAACAAGCUGUUUACGCGUAUAAGCCAAGUAUCGAAGAGUUAGAAAAAAUUCACCAAUCUGUACAAGAGUCGAUGAUCUUUGAGAAUCGUUACACACACUAUACUAUGGAAACACUCCGUGUUGGUUGGGAACAACUAUUAACUUCAAUAAACAGAAAUAUAAAUGAGGUAGAAAAUCAGAUACUCACACGAGAUUCCAAAGGAAUUACACAGGAGCAACUCACAGAAUUCCGAUCAAGUUUUAACCAUUUCGACAAAAAUCGGACUGGUCGUCUGGCGCCUGAGGAAUAUAAAUCAUGCUUAGUAUCCCUUGGAUAUUCCAUUGGAAAAGACAAACAAGGUGAUUUGGACUUUCAGCGUAUUCUGGCUGUAGUCGAUCCAAACAACUCUGGAUACGUUCAAUUUGAUGCGUUCCUAGAUUUUAUGACGAGAGAAAGUACCGAUACUGAUACUGCAGAACAAGUGAUUGAUUCUUUCAGAAUUUUAGCUUCAGACAAGCCGUACAUUUUGCCCGAUGAAUUGCGCCGUGAAUUGCCACCAGAUCAAGCAGAAUAUUGUAUUCAAAGAAUGCCACCUUAUAAAGGACUUAACGGUAUAACUGGAGCACUUGAUUACAUGUCAUUCAGUACCGCCUUGUAUGGAGAAAGUGAUUUGUAGGAAAAGUGGCAUUCAGUAGAAAGAUAUUUAGGUAUUGAACGAUACGAUCAAAUCAAGUAGUGGGUUACAUGCCAUAUAUUGUGUUUUUUAAAAGAUGCAGAUCAUUAUUAUUAUUCCAAAUCCUCUGUGGAAUUUCUUCUGCCAAAGUGUCGCUUAUUGUGUUAAUGUGUUGUUGCUCUGGAUCGAAAUUUUUUCCAUGAUUUUAUUUUUCUUAAGAGCGUAUCAAGUAACUUAUCUAAACAACGCCAUAAAAAUACAAAACCAGAUUGAUUGGAAAGAUUAUAGAAAAGGUAACGCAGCGAUACGUGUGAAUCAGAAAAAAAUAUAUUAAAACCUAAUAUUUA